This is a messenger RNA of Cylindrotheca closterium, 573 nucleotides long. NCBI's taxonomy places the organism in Eukaryota, Bacillariophyta, Bacillariophyceae, Bacillariales, Bacillariaceae. The record is from the annotation of a GenBank genome assembly.
AUGCCUACCGAUAUUUGUCAGGAUAGAGUUGUCUGUCCGUCAUACGUAGCACAGUCAAAGACCAUCGGCAUUGGAACUUUGGUCCGGUGGCAUCAGAAGGCUGAAAUGCCUGGUGAACUGACCCUCCAACGACCUACUGGGCUUUGGGCGACACUCCAACGUCUCCAACCAGAUGAAGCUGGACGGACCCUGGGAGUCAUGAUGGCCCCACUGGAGACCGGCACAGCACAACACCUUGCUCUGCGGGAGAAGGCCAAGAACUGGGCCGCCAAGUUCCGUCCCCAACAUCUACUUUGCUACGAUGUUCUUCCCUUGAUCAAGGCAACCGCCUUAAAAACUUUGGAGUAUGUGAUGCCCCUUUCCGCACUAGGCCGCUCCGAAUGGGUGUCCAUCAUGUCACCAAUCCUCCAAACAAGCUUGCACAAAGCUGGGGUUUGUCGUGGUCUUUGCCCCUCUGAAAUACCAGGGAUUGGGUAUCCCGCAUCCCUUCGCCCUUCAAGUCUUCCACCAUUGUCGUAUGUACAAAGGUGGAAUGUAAUAGGAGUGAUGAGAAGUAGCUCUAAAAUAUUGUGA